CCUUAUAUUCUCCCUCCCCCUCUCUUCGAGCAAGUCCUUCACAGAUUGUUGGGUCAGUGACUCUCAUUAUUCUUCACAAGCCAGCGUCUUCUUCCGCUGGAGCUCCUGAAUGGACACACUCACCUGCUGCCAGUAUGCCACACAUGACGUCUAGAAGCAACAGUUGUGAGCAAACAGAAGAUACAUGUUCCGUAAAGGACACUGAUUUAGAUGGUGAAGCUUCUCUGGAGCAAAUAUAAGAAGUAUCUCCUUUUCCAAGAGGAGUCCUCCCCUGCUAACGCUAUGGAGAGCAGGUGGUUCCUUUUGCUCUUUGUCCUGCACAUGAGAGGCACCUGCUGCUCUUUUGUCAAAGUGAAUAAUGGAAUUAAAGUGAUGAAGGGUCAGUCGGUCUUCUUGUCCGAAGAGGAUUUGCAGUUUUCCAUCCCCAGAGAGAAGGAUGCUUGCAAAGUUGAAGUUGUGAUGAAUGAGCCAAUCACACAAAGGGUUGGGAAGUUAACCCCACAGGUAUUUGACUGCCAUUUUCUUCCCAAAGAAAUAAAGUACACACACAAUGGAUGUCCAAUUCUUGAUGAAGACUUAGUCCUGCUGAGGUUAUAUAGAUUUACAGAAACAGAAACGUUCACAGAGUUAAUCACCCUUCCUGUCAAGUUACUUGAGCCAGACUGUAACAUUAUCAAGAUGGGCUCCAAUGUUCUGGAAGUCCCUGAAUUUCGUGGCUUAUCUGAUGUAAUUAACAAGAACAUAAUUACUUUGGACUAUAACGAGAAGAUAAACUUGAAGUGUACUAUAAGCCUCAUCUCCUCAGAAACCUACCUACCAUCCCAUGGUCAGCUUGUUGUUGGAGAAGCCAAGAAAGAAGAACCUCGUGGAGAUCAACCUCGUAGUUUCUUCCCAACAUCUCGUUUGAAGAUUAUUCAGAACCUCCAAGUAAGUUGUGAGGAUUUCCUCCUGAUGGACCUUAGAUACCAGCAUUUGAAUCCUCCUUCACCCAGCAUUGAUUACAUUCCCAUCAGGCUGGAUCUCACUGACAGAAGAAGCAAGACUGCAUACAAGUCUGAGCAUGCCUGGCUGCCGGUUUACAUCAGAGGUGCGGUUUCUAAUCAGGUGCCACACGCUUCCUUCAUGGCCCUGUUCAUCCUGGAAGCAGACCAGUUCAUUCUGAGCCCCUUGUCGACAGCCAUACUGGAUGCUGAAGAUAGUGAGACACCCAAAUCUAUGCUGGUCUUCAACAUCACUAGGCCACCCCAAGAGGGCUACAUCACACACCUGGAGGACCACACCAAGCCGGUAUCAUCCUUCACAUGGAACAGUCUCAACAACAUGCUUAUUGCCUAUCAGCCUCCAAACAGCAGCCACACAGAGAGGAGGAAUUAUGAGGUGGAAUUUGAAGUUCAUGACUUGUACUUUGAGAGGAGUUUGCCAAUUACUCUUUAUGUAUCUGUUAGAACAGCAGAUACAAAUGCCCCUCGGGUUUCUUGGAAUACAGGUCUUGAUCUUCUGGAAGGGCAGUCUCGCCCUAUAACAUGGAAGCAAUUUCAGAUUGUAGACAAUGAUGAUAUCAAUGGAGUCCGCUUAGUCAUCGUUGAUGGUUUGCAGCAUGGACAGCUCACUGUAAGAGGAGGAAAAGGUUUUAUGUUUACUGUCUCUGACCUCAAGGCUGGUGUGGUUCGUUACCAUCAUGACGACAGUGAUUCCACAAAGGAUUAUAUUGUCUUCAGGAUCUUUGAUAACCACCACAGCAGCCGCCACAAGUUUCCAAUCAACAUUCUCCCUAAAGAUGACAGCCCUCCAUUCCUCAUCAGUAAUGUUGAGAUAGAGGUACAUGAAGGACAAGUGGUGCUGAUCCAAGGGUCAAUGCUUCAGGCCUCUGACUUGGACUCUAGUGAUGACUACAUACUCUUUAAUAUCACCAGAUUGCCACAGGCGGGAGAAAUCAUGAAGAAACCUGGACCGGAUCUCAUUGGUUAUCCAAUCACUAAGUUCCUUCAGAAAGAUCUGUUUAAUGGGAGAAUUUACUAUCAUCACGGAGGAGGAAAAAUAUUUGAAGAUUCAAUUGAGCUGGUUCUCUGUGAUAGCCACGAUCCUCCCAAUCGUUCAGAAACUCAAGUGGUAAGAGUGCACAUAAUUCCUGUGAAUGAUCAGCUUCCCAAAGAAGUUUCAGGUGUGAGCCGGCAUCUAACUGUCAAGGAAACAGAGAUUGCCCAUCUAACAAAGAAACACCUUGAUUUCACAGACACAGAAGCACAGGAAAGGGAGCUCAUUUAUACCAUAACUUCUCCCCCUUUCUUUUCUUCUUUGCCUGAUCACACAGAUGCUGGAAAAUUGUUUAUGGUAGACAGUAUUCCAAAGCUGAUCAAGGAUCCUGCAAUGCCAUCAUUGAGAUCAUUUACUCAGCAUGCUAUAAACCACAUGAAAAUUGCCUACAUGCCACCUUUGGAAGAUAUUGGUCCAGAGCCUCAGUUUAUCCAGUUCAUUUUCUCAGUCAGCAAUCAACAUGGUGGGACUUUGCGUGAUAUCUGUUUUAACAUUACUGUUCUCCCAGUGGAUAAUCAAGCUCCAGAGGUGCUUACAAGUAACCUUAGUGUGCAGGAAGGAGGCCUGUGUACUAUUACAGAGGACCACAUUUUGAUUUCUGACAGAGACACCAGACUAGAAGACAUUCACUUCCAUCUUCUAAAGGCACCUCUCCAUGGGUCUGUUGAAGUCGAUGGAAUUCCUGUGAGUCAAGGUCAUUGGCUGACCUGUGAAGACCUGCACAUGUCCAAAGUCAGAUAUCGCCAUGAUGGUUCAGAAAUCCCUCAGGAUUAUAUCCUGCUUGCUGCUACAGAUGGUGUCAAUUCCUUUGAAUUUACCCUACAUGUUGAGGUGAUCCCUGUGAAUGAUGAGCCUCCUGUCAUGGAUACUGACCUCAUUCCCUUCAUGCUAUGCCCAGAAGGUCAGGCAGUGUCCAUUACCUCAGAAUAUCUUUAUGCUACCGAUGCAGAUACUGAAGAUAUGCAGCUGAUGUUCAUGCUGCCUCGACUUCCUAAACAUGGGGCUGUGAAGAAAGAUGGAAUUGUGGUUGAUCAUUUCUCCCAAGCAGAUGUUGUUUCUGGAGCCGUGGCAUAUGAACAUACGAGUGGUGAGAUUGGCUUGGAUCCUUUAUUUGAUAUCCUUACCUUUGUUGUCUCGGAUGACGAAAUCAGCCCUGAUGCAAAUACUUGUUGUUAUGACAAAUCGCCAUCUCCUGCCAUGCCACUUCAUAAAACCUUUCCAGUGUAUGAUCUUAACAUCACCAUAUUUCCAGUGGACAAUCAACCACCCUCUGUUGCUACCGGGGCCACAUUUGUUGUGGAUGAGGGGUCUUCAGCUACCGUUACAAUGAGCCACUUGUAUGCCACUGAUCCUGACACCCAGGCAGAUGACUUGCUGUUUGUUUUAGCAUCACCUCCCCAGUUUGGGUACAUGGAAAAUAUAUUACCUUCCCCUGGCUUUGAGAAAAGCAAUGUAGGGAUAAGUAUUGCCUCAUUCCAGUUGAGAAAUGUGAAGGACCUGCACAUAAAUUAUGUCCAGAGCAGGCACAGGAGGACUGAACCAACCACAGACCAAUUUAUGCUUUAUGCUACUGACGGAAAACAGCGUUCAUUGGAGAUACCAUUUUAUGUUUUAAUCACUCCAACCAAUGAUGAAGUCCCAGAAUUCACAGCAAGGAAUAUUACGGUGGAAGAGGGGCAGAUGAAAGAACUGGACCCUUCGGUAAUCAAUGUUAUGGAUCUUGAUGUACCCCAAGAUGCCCUGAUGUUUACUGUCCUCCAACAACCGCACCAUGGACUCCUUGUAAAUGGGAUAUAUGGCAAUGAUACCAUCCAUUACAGACAGGCAAUUAACAGUCACCACCAUCAUGAAAUUCCUGUGCGUUCCUUCCCCAUGGAGUUUUUAAAAAAUGGAAUGCGGCUGAUGUACAUGCAUGAUGAUUCUGACAGCUUAGCUGAUGGUUUUUCAAUCCAGCUCUCAGAUGGGAAACAUACAGUGUCAAAAACCAUUUUGGUAGAGGUCAUUCCAGUUAAUGAUGAGAAACCAGUGCUGAGCAAGAAGGGUAAGAUAAAGGUGAAUAUGGGGAAAGCCCAAAUUAUUUCUACUGCUGUCCUGUCAGCUGAAGAUAAAGACACCCCCAGGGAACAAAUUUAUUAUUUAUUUGAUAGAGUCCCAGAGAAUGGGCAUCUUCAGCUCAAGGUAGGUCAUGAAUGGGUAACACUCCAGAAUGGGAUGAAGUGCACCCAAUGGGACAUAGACAUGAACUCCGUGAGAUAUUUACAUACUGGAACAAUUGGCUCGAAGGAGCAAGACAGUUUUGAGUUUCACCUGUGGGAUGGAAAUAACCUAUCGCCAGUGGUGGUUUUCCCAAUUGUCAUCAAGGACAUAGACAAGGGAAACAUUGCAGUUUUUGUCAGGACGCUCACCGUGCUGGAAGGUGGCAGAGGCCUCUUGAGGACUGAUGUCCUCCUUGCAGUUGAUGGCAGUGAGAAGCCAGAGGAGCUCCUCUAUGUGAUCACGUCCCCACCUCAGUAUGGGCAGAUGGAAUAUGUCAGCUAUCCGGGAAUCGCCAUUACAAGUUUCAGCCAAAUGGAUGUAGCUGGCCAGGCAGUCUGCUACGUACACAAUAGUAAGGCAUCCUCUCCCAGGGAUAUGGUCAGAUUCAUCGUCAGCAAUGGCCCAAGAACUAAACAUGGAGAGCUUGAGAUCAUCUUGGAGUCGGUGGAUCGAACCAUACCCACAGUGGCCAAGAACAAAGGGUUAAGAUUAGAGGAAGGUGGCAUGGCAUUCCUUUCUCCUGAUGUUCUCCAGCUUUCAGAUCCAGACACAGCUCCACAAAACCUUUCCUUUCUCCUGGCACAGCUUCCACAACAUGGCCAGCUUUGCAACAGAGCGUCUGGAUUAUGGCAGCAAAGCUUCAGCCAGCAAGAUGUGAAUGAUCUGAAUGUGGUAUACAGGCAUGAAGGAGGGACUUCUCGGAUUGACAAAUUUACUUUUGUGGCAACAGAUGGAGUGAACCAAGGCUUCAUUGUAAAUAACAAGGUGCAAGUAGAGCCCCUGGCAUUUGUCAUUCAGAUGGAUAGCCCGGUAAAAACUGGGCCAAGAAUCAUACACCUUCGUAGUGCUUCCAACGUGGAACUUCUAGAAAAUGGGAAAUAUGGCAUUUAUAUUACCAUCCGGUCACUGAAAGCAUCAGAUUGUGAUACAGAUGAUGACCAAAUCAUUUUUAAGAUUUUACGGGAACCUCGAUAUGGCUACCUGCAAAAUGCAACAUCAGGCAAUUUUAUUCAGGAAGGAUUCCGCCAGAAGGAUUUAACUACUAAGACUAUCCUGUAUGUCAUUGACCCUUACAAGAAGAGGAAUUCAGACAACUUAGAGAUUCAAGUUACUGAUCCUGAAGGAAACUCAGCUGACCCUCAAACGCUGGAAGUGGAAUGGUCUACAAUUGAAAUGCAACAAGAUGUUUAUGAAGUUUGUGAAAAUGUGGGUGUUCUGCCUGUGAAAAUUAAACGAUUGGGCCAUGUCACAGAUUCUGCUUUUGUUGCAGUAAAGGUCAAUGAAGUGACAGCUUUAUCAGGAAGGGAUUUUACAGUAGCUCCUUCCCAGCUUGUUCAGUUUGAUCCAGGAAUGUCAACCAAGAUGUGGAAUAUAGCAAUUACCUAUGAUGGAUUAGAGGAAGAUGAAGAGGUCUUUGAAGUAGUUCUCAUCUCCCCUGUGAAUGCUGUUCUUGGCAGCAGGACAAAAGCUGUAGUGAAAAUUUUGGACUCGAAAGGAGGUCAGUGCCACUCAUCCCAUCCCUCCAGCCAAAACGGUCACAACUUAUGGAUGAAAGGGAUGUUGCUUCCAGGCUCCUCUUCAUCUUCCAGGCAUGGCAUUGUUCACUUGGAAGGGAUCCCAAUGUCUCUUUCCAAAGAGAUGGCAAUAGAGAGAAGAGACAAGCUAACAAAAUUCAUCUCGGUAAAUCUUUCAAGGAGCAGGCUAAGGCCUGUUGGAAAUCGCAAAACAGUCCAUCCUUCUUCUCUGUUUAGAAAUGGCACUGAUGUGUUUUUUAAAGCCCAGAGCCUUUCCUUCCCAAAGAGCUGCACAUUGGAUGUGAAGGGUUUCUUUCAUUUUGAAGAAAGCACCCAGAAGAUGUAUCAAUGUGAUGGAAUUUCUUGGACAUUGUGGACUAACCCAAACAAGGAUGCUUCUGUGAAACCAUGUCCUCCUGAAUGGAGCCAUCAUGAUGGAAGAUGCUAUGUCCUGAUCACUGAUCCAAAAGCCAAGUGGACUGUAGCUGCCCAGAGUUGCAGGAGAAAGUAUCAUGGCAGUUUAGUAAGUGUGACUUCAACAUCGCAAAUGAAAUGGCUGUGGAACUUCAGUGGAAGGAGAUCUUUCUGGAUAGGCUUGAGCGAUCACAGAAAACCGGGCCUAUUAGAAUGGAAUGAUGGAGAGCAGGUUGUUUUCAUGAACUGGAGAAAAGACCCACCUCGCCUUCCAAAGAAACGGAGGAGUUGCAUUUUAGUACAACAGCAGGGGAAGUGGCGACGAAAGGACUGCAGGAGCGGAAGAGGACACAACUAUAUUUGCUCUAGGAAAAUAUAAGGAAAACUAACAUGCAGCCUGACCUUCUUUGUUUAUAAUACAACAUAUUUAUUUGCAGUUGGAAGGGGUGCUGGAAGGGAUCAAAAACAGAGUCAGGCAUUUCUCUAUAAUAGGCUUCAUAUGGAGAGCUGGUUCAAAUGUGGCAUUUUUCAUGCCACCCACUCAACAUUCUCUCUCUCCCUUUUUCUAGUGUGUGCAGUAUGUCAGGUAUGCAUAAAGAACCAACUUUGCUCCAAAGUUUCUUUAGAUCACCCUUCUUUCAGAAAAUACAAAGUACAAAGAAAGUUAGAGAAGAACUCUGUAGAAGAACUCUGGGGUUAUGUAAACAUUAUUAUAUAGCAGGACCCCCGUAUCCGAUGGACCAAUCUGUGAAAAUCUGUGGUUUCACUUACCCACUGUUUGCAGCAGUCCUAUAUACAACACACAAGGGUGUCCCCUUGUGGCCUUUGUCCCACAUCUUUUUAUGUUUUACAUAAGAUUCCCUCAUACCUGCGGUUUCAGACAUCCACAGCAGAUUAUGGAACUGAUACAGGUGUUAUAGUGUAUAUGCUACUUUCUUUAUAUUUCCUGAACAAAACAGUACCUUAACUCUUUGAUUUUGAAAGAAUGUCCUGAUGUUUAAAGUUUGUAAAAGGUGUUUAAAACCAGCUAUAGUUAUUUCUGAGACAAGAAAAGUCAGCAUCACAUAAGUUCAGUUUCACUCAGGAGAGAAACAAGAAAAUGUGUUAAAAGCUGGAAUAGGCUAGAAUGAGCACUUGAUGACUAUUGGGGAGUAAUGGACCCAUAUCAAAACAACAUUUUUGAAAUUAAACAUAGCAAAUGUUGCUCUUUUCUAUACCUUUUAAUAACCCCAAGGCAUAGCAGAACAGAAUGGAUUGCAAUGCCCAUAUCUGGGUAGGAGGACAGGUCAACCAAAUUCACUAGUUACAUAUGAUUAGAGAGAUGCAAAUGAAACAUGAGCCAUACUCCAGUACCUGUUUUGGACCAGAAAUUGAUUUUGUGGAAAACUGUCCAGGAUGGCAACUUCCACAUAGGACAAAUCACCCAAAUUCACCAUUCACAUGCAACAAGAGAGGGUGGAUGCAACCAGCCACAAAACAUCCCAAGGAACCACAGUCUACUAUCUAUCCUAGGCAGAAAACUGAUGUUCUGGAAAACAUCCCAGAAAGGCAUCUUCUGAGUAGUACAAACCAACCAAAUUCACAUUCAAUUAGGAGGGACUGAUACAACAAAAUAUUUGAAGGAACUACACUCUAGUGUCUGUUCCAGGCAGAACAUGGGCAUUCUGAAAAACAACUCAGGAUAAUAAUAAUAUAUCUCAGAACUGCAUAGAUGGAAGGGACCCU
Pogona vitticeps (central bearded dragon) is the source of this 7943-nucleotide messenger RNA. It is a transcript of the gene FREM1, whose product is annotated as FRAS1 related extracellular matrix 1. NCBI's taxonomy places the organism in Eukaryota, Metazoa, Chordata, Lepidosauria, Squamata, Agamidae. Gene Ontology annotation, cellular component: membrane. The record is from RefSeq and is a predicted model, not a curated record. Gene Ontology annotation, biological process: cell communication; anatomical structure morphogenesis.